GACAUGCACCAUUUCUCAGUUACCUGUCUGUCAAUGUCACAUCUCCCAUUCUAACCCCACACUGGCAGUACAUCUCCUGGGCAAUGCAGAAAGGACACGAUCUCACGGGUAAUCAGCAUCUGAGUUCACCCGAUAUUACAUCCCCUCAACAGCCUCAAGCUCGACGUCAAUCAGCUACAACCCGUUUUGCACUUCUUGGGAUAUUCAUCUUGCCUUUCGCGUUCGUGCCCUAUGCCUUUAUGAGAAGACGCGUCUCAGUUUUACAACAAAGGCUAGAUGAUUUGACUACUACUACAUCGGAAUUACAAAGGAGCACUAGGACCCUAGCGCUCCAGAGUUCCCACAGGAAGGACGAGCUAGCUCGCGCCAGGCUUCUGUUGGAGGCAGAAAGAAAGGAAGUGGACGAGCUGCGUUGUGACCUGAAGGCAACCCGGGAUGAAUAUGCUAUUGAGAGUGCCGCUAUCCAGAGCCAUCUUCAUAAACUAUUAGAAGAGAGCAAAGUCACCAAGACACGUCUUACUGUGCUGUCUCAUCUGGGUGUCUCUCUAGCUGAUAUAGCGGCUUUCAUGCACGAAAACAAGCUUCGUCAUGGGCCUUCACCCCUGAAAGCAGAUGAUUAUGGGGUAGAGCGCUUGCGGGCGCUUGCGAUGCAGAUACAGAAAGCCGCAUUCACAACGGACAAGGAUUCCUGACAUCUUUCCUCAUCUAGGGAUCGAUAUUUCAAGAAUUGUAUGGACUAUUUCAAUCACCUUUUGUAGCCGAUAAAUUUAUUGAUACCAAUUGUACAUUUCGAUUCAUGUC
Molecule: messenger RNA, 801 nt
Organism: Serpula lacrymans var. lacrymans S7.9
Lineage: Eukaryota; Fungi; Basidiomycota; Agaricomycetes; Boletales; Serpulaceae
Exons: 4
Coding region: 84-692 (202 amino acids)
Source: RefSeq, a predicted model, not a curated record